ACUCCCAUAGUCCCAUGCGAGAGGUCUCGUAUUUCCAUACCUGUUCGGGUUUGGGAAUUGGGCAGAGCCCCGACUUAAGCGUUGGGACUGUAUCAAUCAACUUGACAGCCUAUAUUACUUUCAGUCGUCAGUGUCUUUCAUCACUCCACAAUCUUCAGAAGUUACGAACUCUCUCACUCUUUCGUAAAUGAAAACGUAAAGUAGACGCCUCUCAGACUCUUUCUCUCUCUCUCUCUCUCUCUCUCUAUACUAAAGUUCUUUAGUAAUCUCUCAGCUUCAAAAAUCAACAGUUAUUUCUUCUUUGGUUGUCUUGGGCUCUUGGCUUCAAAGUUGUUUGCAAAUUCCCGCUCCCCAAAAGUGAGGAAGAAUUAAGAAGCGAAGCCAUGAAAGGAAGAGGUAGAGCUGCGGAAACCUCUUCCGGUACCUGGUUGCCAGACUACUACUCUUCGUCAGAUGCUCCGUGCAGGAAACACCCAUCUUCCUCUUCAGUCGGAAUCUGUGCUUACUGCCUGAAAGACAGAUUGGUUAAGCUCGUAUGCUCUGACUGUGGAGAGCAACGCCUCUCGUCCUGCUCCUGCUCCGAAGUCUCCUCCUACCCCAAUUCAUAUUCUGUCGAGGUGGGCAGCGUGGGUAGAAUCUCAUUCCUCAUUGAAAAUGAGAAGGCUGAAUUCCCACGUUCAUAUUCAAAGCCUAGUAGUGAUGAUAAAUCAGAAGCUAGUGUGCUUCUUAACAGGAGCCGAAGCAUCAACUGUGUUGAUGUCAAGAGAAACGGGUUUUGGAGGUUUGGAAGGUGUUUCAGGAAGAAGAGAGAAAAGGGUUAUUGGUCUUCAAGGAGAAACAUUCGUGGGUUUGAUGAGAAAGGUGAGAUGUGGGUUUUCGAUUAUAAGAUGGGUGUUUCUAGGUCCGAGACUGUUAGCGGUUUAAGGGCUGGUUUUGAUGAAUGUGUAGACGGUGCUAGCUUAAGCUCUACCGUCUCAGGCAGAGGAGUCUCUGAUGUCAGUGAGAGUAAAGCAGUUUUGGUGUCUGAGAGCAGAAGUGGUGUUAAGGACGUAAAGUCUAUAAAAGAUAGUUUUAAUGGUGAUGUGAAGAAAGGUAGCUCAUUAGUGUUGUCAGAAGCGGAUUUCGAUGGUCUUGAUGACUCGGGUUUCAUUGAUUUAAAUCUCGGUUGCUCUUCAGAAUCAAGGCUUAAGUUCUCUGAUCUGAAUAUGAGUGAUGGUAAUUUACAGUCAGAGUCCGGGUUCAGCGAUUUAAGAGGUUGUGAAUUCUUGAAGCACGGAAUCAGUUCUUUUAGAGGAGAAGAAACUUCAAGUAACGGGAGCUCUUGCAGGAUCACAGUAAAUGAUAAAGGAACCGAGAAUGGUAAGAAAAGAUUGAAGGCGUGGAGAUGGAUUUUCAGGCAUUAAUUCAAAGGAGAACGGUUCAUAACUUCAAGGUAGAAAGUAAAGAACACAGUCUCACUGCAGAUAUACGACAAGGUAAAAUGGGUUUUCUCUAUUGGUGGAAGGAAUCUCUGGUUAAUCAUUAAUGUUGCUUAGUUGCAGUGUUCAUUGCUUUCUCUUUGAUUUUCUUUUAUGAAGAUGAUGAAGCAUUAUGGCUUGUAUAAUAUAAUGGUCUGGACAAGUAAUGUAGUUUCAUCGUCAUCGUUCCAUGAACUUCAGAGCUGUAGCCUGUAGGAAUCCAAAUUGAUCCAGCCGAUCCAUCACCUCUCGAUCUCUGAUCUGUUGUGAAUGCGUCUCCCCCUUUACUCUCUAUUUCUGAUUUUACACUGUUAGGCCUUCUGGGAGCUUUUCUUUGUAGCUUCGAUGGAACUUUGCUCGAUCAUUGCAAAUGAAUAUAAUAAUAAAAAAAUACAUGGUUGUGAUGAUGA
Molecule: messenger RNA, 1867 nt
Organism: Nelumbo nucifera (sacred lotus)
Lineage: Eukaryota; Viridiplantae; Streptophyta; Magnoliopsida; Proteales; Nelumbonaceae
Product: micronuclear linker histone polyprotein-like protein
Source: RefSeq, a predicted model, not a curated record